ACACCAACCACCAUGUUCUACUCAGAAGAGAUGUUGUCGCGUAGGGGCCCGCUUGGGAGGGUCUGGCUGGCGGCGCACAUGGAAAGAAAGCUCUCCAAAGCGCAAACUCUCCAAACCGACAUUGAGCAAUCCGUUGGCGAGAUACUUGGCCAAGAGGUCGAGCUCAUGGCACUCCGUCUCAGUGGCCAACUGCUCCUUGGUGUUGUUCGCAUCUACAGCAGGAAAGCCAGGUAUCUCCUCGAUGACUGCAAUGAGGCGCUUCUCAAAAUCAAGAUGGCUUUCCGUCCCGGCGCCGUGGACAUGACUGAAGACCAACUUGCAGUUAACAAGAACGCGAUCACGUUGCAAGAGGGUGCACUCGAUAUUGACUUGCUGCUUCCAGACAUCAACUGGGACCGCGAGUUCAACUUUGAAGAUCGACCCCUGGCAGCUCAUGGCCAGCACCAAGCGAACAUCGCUGACAUUACUCUUCGGACUACUGCGGAUGCGUUUGGGAGCGGAUUUGGUAUGGAUGACCCAUUCGAUCUUGGUCCUUCAGAUGGGCUCGGCUCUCAAGACUUCGACCUGGGACUUGACUGGGGCGAUAAGCCGGAAAACGAGGACAAUAUGAGUGUCGACGGGAGUGUAGGCGUUGGGCGUGACCUUCCUGUCUUGGACGAAUCACUCGAUGGCCAAUUCAUGCGUAACGGCGACAUGGAUAUUGACCUAUUCUCAACGCAUUCCAAGAGCAGAGCGGCGUCAGAGCAUCCCUUCGACGGCGAUAUGAUGAACAUUGACCUCCCUGACAUGGACCUCGGCAUCAAUUUUGGAGACGAACGCGAGAAGACUCCUGACCAAAUAAGGGAUUCUCGAGCGUCUUCGCCCUUGUCUGACGUCCCUCCCACUCCCCCACCUGGGGAGCCCAUCCCUUUGCCCUCGGACAAGACACCCAAAGGGAAGCGCAAGCCUAAGGAGAAGAAACAAAUUAUCGACUCUGUUACGGAGCUCGCGGGCGGGCCUGGUUCUCAAGUUGGUCGACGAAAUAACGGUCUCGGUCCAGCAGUCGCGGUAGAUGUCAGCGACAUUCUGGCUGAACAGCAUUUUAUACCUCGUGAUCCUCUGGUAGCGCGACUGUUGGAGAUUCGGGAAGAUCCUAUCGCGCAUUUCCUGCCGACUAAAGUGACCCCCAACGGGUCUUUCUUUUUCGCGGGUCCUCCAGGGCUCGCACCCGAACUUGCCGAAUUAUUUAUGCACCCGUUCAAUACCCCGUCAGCUAAACGAAAAUUGGGUGCCAACGAUAAACCGGCAAGCAAGCGACCCCGGCUGGAUGAAGUCGAUGAUGAACCUGAACAACUUCGUCGUGCGGGAAGUGUUGCACCAAGCAUCGCGGGCCGCAGUGAAAUUCGUGCUGGAAGCAUGGUCCCUGACGCUACAUUCGACUUUGGGGACCAGAACGGCAUUCCUCUGGACGACUUCCAACUUGAUAUACCUGAGCUGGACGUCAAUCUUCGCGGGAAAUCUGUCCCUCCGUCAGAACUCAGUCGAUUGUCCACUCCGGCGCCUGAUAUUUUCGAUGAGACGGCGGAAAAUUAUGCAGACGCGACCUGCCCCAUCUAUAUGUUUGACACAAGAACCCAGAGUCAGGCAGUGGAUGAGACUGCUGAGGGAGAUGGCAAGGGCUACAGCAAGAAUACCAUCAAGGCACUGGGAAUCAUCCGUAAAGAACUCAAGCCUGCUGACGACGAGGACGAAGCCAAAACCCUCAGUUUCCGGCAGAUGGCUGAUAAAGCUUCGCGUCGUGCUGCCGCAUCCUUCUUCUUUGAGCUGCUUGUGUUAAGCACUCGCGACUGUAUCAAAAUCAACCAGGCUAAGCCAUUCGACAACAUCGAGGUUCAAGCCAAAGACAAGCUUUGGGAGCGACAAGGCCAUGGCGCGCCAUCUCGCGCUGCAUCGGUUGCCCGGUCUGUGGGAUCUGCUUUAGGGUUGUAA
This is a messenger RNA of Mycena indigotica, 1968 nucleotides long. RefSeq names its product RAD21 protein. The transcript has 7 exons. Bases 13 to 1968 code for a protein of 651 amino acids. Gene Ontology annotation, molecular function: protein binding; chromatin binding. Lineage: Eukaryota; Fungi; Basidiomycota; Agaricomycetes; Agaricales; Mycenaceae. Gene Ontology annotation, biological process: synaptonemal complex assembly; mitotic sister chromatid cohesion; replication-born double-strand break repair via sister chromatid exchange. The record is from RefSeq and is a predicted model, not a curated record. Gene Ontology annotation, cellular component: cohesin complex; synaptonemal complex.